AUGGCACACCUCCAAUUUGCCUUGGACAGAGUCUUGAUAGGUGCCAUCGGAAGAUUAGGUUAUCUAGAGGCUUGUGAAUGGUUUUUCAGGCAUAAGAAAUACGCACUGAGGCGGUUUUGGAACAUCUCACCUAAAUCACUCUUGGAACACUCUUCGACAGAGCACCUGGCUCCGAAUUCAGGCGACGAGAAUUCCUCCGCAAAUCUUUCGCACGUUCGGAGCGUCCAUAGUCUCGAAGUGCAAUCUUCUCUGAUAUACGAUAGAAAACUUGAAGGCUCGAAAGCGCAAAUUCGAUUACUCCAUAUUAGGGCCGCCGCUCGUGAAGAUGAAAAUAUCAUAUGUACACUACGUCACGCCGAUAUCCAGGAUGGCGAUGACUACACUGCACUGUCUUAUCGCUGGGGUUCUACUUUGGAUCCUCAGAAUAUAAUUCUGAAUGAUCGUAUGGUGCAGGUCACUCAAAACCUGUACAAUGCCUUGAAAGAGCUGCGGAAUCGCAACAUCAGAUUGGUAUGGGUAGAUGCCUUGUGCAUCAAUCAGACUGACGUUAUAGAGCAAGCACAGCAGAUAGGAAAAAUGACACUAAUCUACAGUCGUGCUCAAUCCGUUUUUGCCUGGCUUGGAGACGAUGAUCCCCAUUUUUUUGAACUUAAACAAACUCUUGAUCGAUUAGGCGAGUUUAAAAGCAACGAAGGCUUUGACAGUAAAGUUUUAACGCAUUCCGGGAUACUAGCGGACCUUUACCGUAUGUGGAUUGGCAAACCCACUGGGGACACCGCUCUCUCGAAUGCAACCCUUCUAGAGACAGAGCUCCCUAUUAUCAAUGCAGUCUUGAAACGAUUGCACCCCAGUCUUGCUGAGUUCGAUCGAUUGUUGCAUGCGAAACAACUGAGGUUCCUUGAGCUGCUAUGCCUGGUUGUGAGUAACGAGUACUGGCGACGAGCAUGGAUCUUGCAGGAAUUGACAGUUGCUGGGAAAAUCCAACUCAGUUGUGGCAAAAAUGAUAUCGACUUCGAUCAGCUGUGUGAAAUCAUACAAGAACUCGAGGCUUUAGCUUCAGACAGAAUUUUUCCAGGCUUUACUCCCAACCAUAGACAUAUUUUCAACAUAUUUUCGCUUAGGAGGAAAUGGCAACCCCGGGAACCAAUCCAUAUGUUUACGGCUUUACAAAAGAGUUAUGAUACUCUUGCAACAGAGGAACGUGACAAAGUAUAUUCGCUUCUCGGGGUUUGUUACGACAGCAGCAGGUUUCUCAAUGAUAUUGAUGAGAAGCUACCAAUUGACACCAUUUUGAAGCGCAUGACAGAAACUUCGAUCAAAUCUACCAAGACUCUUGAUGUCAUUUGCGUACAGAGCUCCUUUCCAAGACCUAGAUCUUCACUGCCAUCUUGGGCUCCAGACUGGCUCUUCCUUGGUGGUGAUCCCUUCUUGGAUCAGCCGAUCAAAUAUUUGACAGGGCACGACGAACAUCCAAAAUAUGGGCUUGGCGACAAUUACUGGCAUGCAACAGCUCAUAGCCGUCUUGAUAGAUGUAGUCUCUUCGACGGCGGGAAAGUUCUCAAAGUGCGUGGCGAAUGCAUUGGUUUCAUCAAGAGCCUUAGCGGCGUUGACGGAGGUGACUUAACAACGUAUCCACUUUCCAAUGAUGCCUCCAAAAACCCAAUAGUUGGUUGGGCGCACAACAAUUUGACUGAUUUGGAGCCUUCUGUGAGAUACUUGGCAGCCGAUAUUUUCGACGCACUCACGAUAUACAAGCGCGAGAAUGCGGUUGAUGAUGAAGGAUGCAUUUUUGGUGACCUCUGGAAGCAGAGAACUAAUGAACGAUUAAGAAAGAAAGCACGAUCAAGCUAUGAAUGGCUUCGGUCUCACCAAAACUUUCGCAUACAUGGCUAUCCUUUGCAAUUGUGGGGCCGUGGGACUCGAUCAAGAACUGACAUCAAGAAGCGUGCUUUGUCCCAAUUGCACCGCAUUGGUCAUCAUAAUUUUACAGCGUCCGAUCCAUCUUCUGGCUCAAUUGAAUCCCAUUUCAAUGAACGCGUUGACAAACUCGCGGAUGCGGUUGUCCGGGUCUUGAAAGAUGGCUUGAGAUUGAUGGGUGGUGAUCCUCUUUUCGAUAAGUCAAGACCUCUCACGGGAUGGGCGCAUCCAAGGGCGCAACUGGACGAUCAUAUCUAUCUUUUGCAAGGAUGUUCUAUGCCCAUCAUCCUCAGACCUUAUAACACUGACUCUCAACAUCAGCCCAGCUACAGCAUCAUUGGUGAGGCUCAUGUUGUCGGUGCUAUGUACGGAAAACUCUGGACUGGCACUGAUAAAAGCUUGCAAGAUAUCUACUUGCAUUAA
Messenger RNA from Bacidia gigantensis, 2340 nucleotides. RefSeq lists its product as uncharacterized. Bases 1 to 2340 code for a protein of 779 amino acids. The transcript has a single exon. NCBI's taxonomy places the organism in Eukaryota, Fungi, Ascomycota, Lecanoromycetes, Lecanorales, Ramalinaceae. The record is from RefSeq and is a predicted model, not a curated record.